This is a messenger RNA of Pisolithus orientalis, 1452 nucleotides long. RefSeq lists its product as uncharacterized. Lineage: Eukaryota; Fungi; Basidiomycota; Agaricomycetes; Boletales; Pisolithaceae. Bases 1 to 1452 code for a protein of 483 amino acids. The record is from RefSeq and is a predicted model, not a curated record. The transcript has 4 exons.
AUGUCCAAGUCGUCGCUCUCGUCUGUAGUCUCGAACUUGGUUCGUGCCUCGAUGGGCGCGUCAGUACCGGCGUCCGUGCCAGACGAAGACCUCGAUAGGCACGUCGCAGAACUCAUUCUCAAGGAGGCCAAACAAAAAGCAGAGAGUUACACAAAAUUGGGUGUGGAGGCGUAUCUCCCUACUGGGCCAGACGCGAAUGCUCCACGUGCUAACAAGCGGUUUCUCUCUUCUAUAAUCCGACGUACUGAUGACCACAACAAGACUAUACUUCGUGAACAAGCCCUCGCUGCUCAGGAGAUCAAACGUGCAAGAGAGGAGGAAGAGAGACGGGAGAGAAGGGCUCGUGCAGAGGAGGCUGCUGCGGCUGAGCGUUCGAGACGACGGAGUGGGCGAAGAGAUUCAAAUAGUUGGGGAUGGGAUGGGAGAAAGGACAAGGAGAGGCGUAGCAUAAAGGACUGGAGUUCUGACUGGAGGAAGCAGGACGUUGGGGAGUCCGAGGAUGAGCAUGCGCGCGGCCGCCACGAGCGGCGUCGACGGCGCCGACGCGAAGACGACGAUUCCGAGGAUGAAUAUAGGCGCGAAAGGGUUGAGGGACGGCGGAGCCGAAGACGGAGAGAUGACGAUGAGAAUGACGGGAUGGAUGAGCACGGUCGGGACGAGGGGCCUCGGAGGCGCCGACAUCGCUCCCGCUCCCCUUCCGGUGAGCGUGACAAGGAUCGGAGACACAGGGACUCGAGAGAUGAGGGCUCCCACCGCAGCGAAGAGAAUAGCAGGAAACAUAGACACCAUGAUGACAGGGAACGCGAGCAUCGUCGUCAGCGACGGCAGAAAUCAAGUCACUCACGUUCGCCUUCACCCGCCAGUUCUCCAGCACUUUUGGAUAGCAAAACUUCUUCGAUACGCGCUCAAAGUCCAUCACCAAAGCUUCCACCGCAAGUGCCUCUCAGCAAGCAUAAGGAGAUAGAGCCGACUAAUUGUUUCGUUCCUGAUCCAUCAUCAUCGCCAUUGCCACCUCCACAACCAUCCCCGCCUCCACGUCGAAAACGCGGGCUUCCGUCCGCCUCUACGUCCGUCCGUUCACCAUCUGUUUCACCCCCUCCACUUCCGCCAACAGCUCUUCCGUCCAAAAUGGAUAAAUAUUUUGAAGAUUCUUAUGAUCCCCGUCUCGAUGUUUCCUCACUCGCCAUUCCGUCAGUUCCGAAGACCGGACUCAUAGAUGACACAGACUACGCUGGCUGGGAUGCGAUGCUCGAAUUUCUGCGGCAGCGUCGACAGGACAAAGAAGAGAAGAAACGGCUAGAGAAACUCGGAUUCCCAUCGCGCGAGAUAAAACCGGAACAGCUAAAAAAGAGGAAGCCUGGCGAGGCUGGUAGUGGCGACGGCAUUAUGAACAUCGAGUACAAUAAGCGGGGUAGCGUAAGAGAGUGGGAUUUGGGCAAAGAAGGGGUGUAA